GCAACCGCCGCGCCGUCCCGAGGGCGCCAUGAGGGGCCCGCGCUGCGCCCCGCUGCUCCUGCUGCUGCUGCUGCUGCCGCCGCUGCUGCUCACGCCCCCCGCCGGGGACGCCGCCGUCAUCACAGGGGCCUGCGACAAGGACCCCCAGUGUGGUGGAGGCAUGUGCUGUGCUGUUAGUAUCUGGGUUAAGAGCAUAAGGAUUUGCACACCUAUGGGCAAAGUGGGAGACAGCUGCCAUCCGCUGACUCGUAAAGUUCCAUUUUUUGGGCGGAGAAUGCAUCACACAUGUCCAUGUAUGCCGGGCUUAGCCUGUUUACGGACUUCAUUUAAUCGAUUUAUUUGUUUAGCCCGAAAGUAA
This is a messenger RNA of Nyctereutes procyonoides (raccoon dog), 358 nucleotides long. It is a transcript of the gene PROK2, whose product is annotated as prokineticin 2. Bases 29 to 358 code for a protein of 109 amino acids. The transcript is spliced from 3 exons. The record is from RefSeq and is a predicted model, not a curated record. Lineage: Eukaryota; Metazoa; Chordata; Mammalia; Carnivora; Canidae.